This is a messenger RNA of Stegastes partitus (bicolor damselfish), 943 nucleotides long. Its product is annotated as H-2 class II histocompatibility antigen, E-S beta chain-like. The transcript is spliced from 5 exons. The coding region runs from base 63 to 800 and encodes 245 amino acids. The record is from RefSeq and is a predicted model, not a curated record. Gene Ontology annotation, biological process: antigen processing and presentation; immune response. NCBI's taxonomy places the organism in Eukaryota, Metazoa, Chordata, Actinopteri, Pomacentridae. Gene Ontology annotation, cellular component: MHC class II protein complex; membrane.
CCAGAUCGAGCUCAGUCUGCUUCCUUUUUUUUUUUUUCAUUUGUCGUCUCCAGUUUAUCAGCAUGAGGGUUCACGGAUUUUUGUCCCUGCUGGGUGUUUUCAUGGUGUUUUCAAGAGCGGACGCUGUCUUUGCUCACGGUGUGCUUCGUUGCCUCUUCACAUCCACUGAAGACGUCCUUUAUCUGGAGCAGAUCUACUUCAAUAAGUUGCUCUUGGGGCAGUACAACAGCACUUUGGGAAAGUACACUGGCUACACCGAGAAAGCACAUGAGAAAGCAGAGGCACUCAACAAAGACAAAAAAGCCUUGGACCAAGAAAAGAUUAAGUUCCUCAUAUGUAAAUUCCACAUCUCAUGGGUGCUUGACAAGAUCUCAAAACCAGUUGAACCUACUGUGAAGCUGACCUUAGUGGAGGCAACAGGAGGCCGACAUCCCAACAUGCUCGUCUGCAGCGCUUACGAUUUUUAUCCCAAACUCAUCCAACUGUCGUGGCUCAGGAACGGAAAAGAGACGAAAACUGAUGUGUUGUCCACCGAGGAGCUGUCCAAUGGAAACUGGUACUACCAGAUCCACUCCUACCUGGAGUUUACCCCAUCACCCGGAGAGAAAAUCAGCUGCAAGGUGGACCACGCCAGCCUCAAGGAGCCCAAACUUUACGACUGGGAACUAUUUGAUGAAUCAGAGAGGAAUAAGUUCGCUGUUGGAGGUGCAGGCCUGCUGCUGGGUUUGCUGGUUUUUGUUGCUGGGCUGAUUUUCUACAAGAAGAACUCAGUAGGCCGGACGUUGGUGCCGACAGGUUAAGGUUGUCGCUGCUACGUUUCUAAAGGUGGAAUCAUCUUCUUGUUUUACUUGAAGCCAAAUACCUUGAGUUGUUUUGGGCAUUGCUGCUAUGUUGAUUCAGAGACACUUAUUCACAUAAUGAAGUUAUUUAUUCAAUAAAACGG